Messenger RNA from Tripterygium wilfordii, 1596 nucleotides. RefSeq lists its product as uncharacterized. The record is from RefSeq and is a predicted model, not a curated record. The transcript has a single exon. NCBI's taxonomy places the organism in Eukaryota, Viridiplantae, Streptophyta, Magnoliopsida, Celastrales, Celastraceae. The coding region runs from base 197 to 1390 and encodes 397 amino acids.
UAUAUUCCAAACGUUGCUUUACAGAACAAAAAAGAAAGCACUCUCACACUCCUCCUACUCCUCUUGUUUAGCUUUUCUCCAUUUUCAUACAAAAACUCUCUUUUCGAUCAUUUCAUUUUCCAAACAGUCCCUAAAAGCUCUGUUUGGUCUUUUUCUCUCCACAAAUUCAGUGACUUCACAAAAUCUCCAGCCCACAAUGGUCGACGUUGACCGGCGGAUGACCGGUCUCAAUCCCGCGCACGUCGCCGGACUCCGCCGCCUCUCUGCCAGAGCAGCUGCUCCAUCGACUGCUUCCUCACUCCCUGUACGAAACGGCCUUGAUUCCUUCUCUUCGCUGGCUACUAAGGUCAUAAACCAUUUGAGAGAUUCAGGUAUUCAGGUUCAACCUGGUCUGUCUGACGCGGAGUUCGCCCGUGCAGAGGCGGAGUUCGGAUUCUCAUUCCCUCCCGAUCUUCGCGCCGUACUUUCCGCUGGUCUUCCUGUUGGUCCUGGAUUCCCUGACUGGCGUGCUCCUGGUGCUCGCCUCCACCUUCGUGCGUCUUUUGAUCUUCCUAUCGCCGCCAUAUCGUUCCAAAUUGCACGGAACACACUCUGGUCCAAAUCGUGGGGCCCUAGACCAUCAGGCCCGGAGAAAGCACUACGAGUUGCGAGAAAUGCACUAAAGAGAGCGCCACUGUUGAUACCAAUUUUUAAUCGUUGUUAUAUCCCCUGCAACCCUUCUUUAGCAGGAAACCCGAUUUUCUACGUCGAUGAGAACCGGAUCUUCUGUUGUGGGUUGGAUCUAUCCGAUUUCUUUGAGCGUGAAUCCUUGUUUGGGAGCUCCGAGUCGGACCUACAAGUUCACAUAAAGCAAAGAUCCGUCAGUGAAAGAUCGGCCUGUUCGUUAUCAAAUUUUUCUCGUAAAAGCCUUGAUGCGGGUCUUGCUGGUGCAAGGACACCGAGAUGGGUGGAGUUCUGGAGUGAAGCAGCGGUAGACAGGAGGCGGCGAAACUCGUCUUCAUCAUUUUCCUCAUCGCCGGAGCGGUUCAUUGAUAUGCCGAGGUCCGAGGCUCCAAAGUGGGUCGACGAGUAUAUCCAACAAAUCGGGUCGGUUUUAAGAAAUGGUGGGUGGGACGAAUCGGACAUAUCGGAUAUGAUCAACGUAUCGGCAUCCGGUUUUUUCGAGGGAGAGAUGGUUUUGUUAGACAAUCAAGCGGUAAGGGACGCGCUUCUUUUGAAAGCGGAUCGGUUUUCGGAUUCGCUCCGUAAAGCAGGGUGGAGCUCCGAGGAGGUAUCGGAUGUAUUGGGAUUCGAUUUUCGACAGGAGAAGGAAAGGAAACCGGUUAAGAAGCUGUCGCCUGAGCUGGUAGAGAGAAUUGGUAAACUGGCAGAAUCGGUUUCCAGGUCAUAAAUGGGUUUCCGUUUUAGUUUUUCUUUUUUUGGGUCUCGGGGUUUUAAAGUAUCUAUUUUUGGGGCAAAGAAUUUGAAAAUACAUGGGGAAACGCGUUGUACUAUGAAACGGAGAGUAUAGACAAUAGAUUACUAAAAAUAUUAAGAAAAGAAUUUAUAAAAUCUCAAAUUACAUAUUGAAUUCAUAUAUUUAACGACUUUUUAUUA